AUGGGCAACACGACCAGUGCUGUGCUGGACAAUAUUGUCCAGGGGUCGAAUUUCGACAGGGAAGAGGUGGACAGGCUACGGAAGCGGUUCAUGAAGUUGGACAAAGACAACUCCGGCACGAUCGAGCGCGAAGAGUUUCUGAGCUUGCCGCAAAUAUCGUCCAACCCGCUCGCUACAAGGAUGAUCGCUAUUUUCGACGAAGACGGCGGCGGCGACGUCGAUUUUCAAGAGUUCGUCUCCGGGCUGAGCGCCUUCAGCAGCAAGGGCAACAAGGAGCAGAAACUGCGGUUCGCCUUCAAGGUGUACGAUAUCGACCGGGAUGGUUACAUCAGCAACGGGGAGCUGUUUAUCGUGCUGAAGAUGAUGGUGGGUAACAACCUCAAAGAUCAGCAGCUGCAGCAGAUUGUCGACAAAACCAUCAUGGAGGCAGACCUGGACAACGACGGCAAGAUCAGCUUUGAGGAGUUCCAAAAGAUGGUUGAAAAUACGGAUAGCAUGAGUUUGAUGACGCUAGACCAGAUUUGA
Molecule: messenger RNA, 525 nt
Organism: Parathielavia appendiculata
Lineage: Eukaryota; Fungi; Ascomycota; Sordariomycetes; Sordariales; Chaetomiaceae
Product: calcineurin regulatory subunit B
Exons: 5
Coding region: 1-525 (174 amino acids)
Biological process (GO): protein dephosphorylation; calcineurin-mediated signaling
Cellular component (GO): calcineurin complex
Molecular function (GO): calcium-dependent protein serine/threonine phosphatase regulator activity; phosphatase binding; calcium ion binding
Source: RefSeq, a predicted model, not a curated record